AUGGAUGAUGUCCUGCCGCGCGUGGACGAUGUGUCGGAUAGCAGCAGCGGUGUAGCAGCUGAAGCCAAGACUGCCCCGCGAGCGCGGGGAGUAAAGAGGAAGGCCCCAUUGGAUAGUGAAGUAGAUCUGCGGGCCGCUUUGGGCAAGUCUUGCCCCUGCAAGAGCAAGUGCUUUGAGCAGUUUCGGGAUGGGGACGGGUUCUCUCUCCUUUUGCAGCUACGCACCGAUUGGUGCCAGACGCACAAGCUAGACCAAGACAAAUUAGCAUUUGAUUUGAUCAAGGACCACGACAGUGAUGGGCAAUCGCGGCAGUGGCUGCUGCUGGGCAGAAAGGUGUGCCUCAAGGCAUGGAAAAGGCUCCGCGGGGUCGGUUCGCGGCGAUUCAACAAGCUGAGAGCCGCUGUCGGAGAUGGCUUAGUUGCACCACCCGUUGAUUUAAGAUAUCUCACACGGCCUGGUUCAGAGUCUGACAGCGAAGUCCGCUCUUCAGUGGCAUCCUUUUUGAGCGAAAUCUAUCACUCGGUAGCGGAGACGCUGCCAGACUUCCGAGACGACACUGCAGAUGAUGACGUCCCUGCCAUGAUUGAAGUUGAUAGGGAGGAAGAACAUGACCCCUACGGGGAAUUCCUUGAAUCCCCAGACGCUGUUACUGUUAUGAAAGUGAACGCCGUGACUGGGGAGCCAAAGCGGAAGAAACCUCGCAAAAUGAGAGGAUCCAUCAAGCUGAACCCCAGUCGCGCUGCACAGGUGGAUUCGGUGGAAGGAGAGGCGGGCUGCGAACCACGCUGGCUUCCACCUGGCCAGAUCAAGGACUACUGGGAGCAAUAUCGGCAGAGGCACAAAGCAACGACCUUCAAGUGUGCGUCGUUCACUCUCUUCUACCGCGUUUGGCUAUCAGACUUUCCAUUCCUGAAAUUUCGCGCGCAAAGGCAGCACCCUGAAUGCGCUGUGUGUGUGAAGCACAAGAUGGCAAUACGCAACCUGGGACACCACCUAAAUGCACGACAGAAACAGCAAGAAGAAUUUCACAGGCACCUUCACCACCAAUACCUUGACCGACUACAGUAUUGGUCCUGGCGCGGCAUUUCCAGGGCGCGUGGUGCGAGCGUAACUCUUAUCAUCGACGGAAUGGACCAAUCAAAGUUCGGAUACCCGAGGGCACCCUGCCUCAGGUCCAAGGACUUUGCGUCCUUCAGCCGCCCACGGGCACAUGUCAUCGGAUGCAUAUCACACGGGCGCUCAAUUUGCUUCGCUGUGACCGAACCGGACUUGCCAAAGGACAGUACAACGCACGUGGAGUUCCUAGCGUUUGUAUUGACAAAGCUAUCGCGCGAUGGCCUAUCACUGAGUGAUGUAGAGCUCACCGUGAUGUGUGACAACACUCCCCGGGAGUGCAAAAAUAAUACGAUGCUGCAGUUCUUAUCAUCCAUGGUGAGCAAAGGAACGCUGAGGGAGGCUACUUUAAGUAGCCUCCGCUCAGGCCACAGCCAUGAGGACAUCGACCAAACCUUCGGACGAUUAUCAAAGUACAUGGCAAGGCAUGCUCGGCUGGCGCAAACACCCAAUGACUUCAUCCAUAUUAUCAGGAAGUUCUUGCAAGAGUCUGAUUUUCCGUAUGAGAACUGCUCCAAACGGUACGUGACCAAGAUCGACCAAACCCGAGAUUGGCAGUUUCGUUGCACAGAGUGUUCACUGCGUGUGUUUUUGCUAUAUAGAGGUGUUCUGUUUGGUAGGUGUUUGUUUUUGACGGCUCAGGAAAAGUUUUCUUAUGGGCGCGGUGCCCGUGCACAUUAA
Molecule: messenger RNA, 1794 nt
Organism: Durusdinium trenchii
Lineage: Eukaryota; Dinophyceae; Suessiales; Symbiodiniaceae
Source: the annotation of a GenBank genome assembly